AUGGCAACGGAGCUGACCCUGAAGCCCCUGCAACGGAGGUGUUCCCAGCGCUGUCGAUGGCUUGGAAUCCUUCCGGUGACGAUCACGCUGGCCAUCUUGACGCUGCCCACGGUGCUGCCUCACAUGACUCUGGAAAUGGGGCAGCACCAGCAGGCAGUGAAAUGGUACUUUCAAUCUGGUUGGUUGUGGAAGGAAGACACAGCGGAGCUUUCUAGACGAGGUUGCAAGAUCUUGAAUUUCAAAGACUCUCGGUGCUCCUGCGCAGAUGACAUCCUUGCAAACAUCAUGGCAGGGAAGCAAGAGGCAAUCUACGCAGAUUCUGAUUGGACAUUGAUCAAGGAUCCGAAGAUGCAAUCAGAGGGCAUUCAGGGCAUGCACUACACUGCAUGGUCAACCCACCGAGAGCUGCGUACGGCGGGCGAUUUGCGACAGAGGCACCUGCCCCUUUUGACCAAGCUACUUCUGGAGGGAACCAAGGCGGUGGUGGGCGUGCAUCCAGAUCUGAGGGAUGAUGUGGCCAUUUUUCUGCACUUCCCUCCCAACAUCUUCAGAUUCUUGGCUUUGACUAGCUUUGAUGAGAUGUUGGGAGAAUAUAUGUAUAUAAUACAUAUAUAUAUGUAUUAUAUAUUUAUACAUAUAUAUAUACUGUGA
Cladocopium goreaui is the source of this 651-nucleotide messenger RNA. NCBI's taxonomy places the organism in Eukaryota, Dinophyceae, Suessiales, Symbiodiniaceae. The record is from the annotation of a GenBank genome assembly.